CUUCCCAAAUCGGGGGCUCGGGGCGCGCGCCAUCUCGGCCUGGCGUAGGCGACCAGACCAGGACGGCGACGGCGACCAUGCCGGCGGCGGCGGCUACAGCACGGCGGUGGAGGUGGCGGAGGUGGAAGUGGCGGCCCCGGGACGCGGUGCUGGCGCUGCUCGUCGCCUCCGUGCUCGCGCCCCUCGCGCUCUACAGCGGCGCGCCCAUCUCCCCCUUAUCCGGCCCCAUCCUCACCGGGAGGAGCGCAUUCGGUCGCGAUCCGUCCAAUUCGAUCACCAGGAACGAGAUGGGGAAGCGCCUAAACGUGCUGGCACAGGAAAACGCGGCUGAUAGAUCAUCUGAGCAAUUGACAGGUGCUGCCUCAGAAGGGUUAAAUGCAAAGGCAAAUAGAAGUAAUACCAGUCAUCAUACAAGUUCUCCAGAUAAUACAAUACGUGUCAUCAAGGACCAGUUAAGAAGAGCAAAAACAUAUAUUCUGCUCCUACCUUCUAGAGGCAAUCAUGGCUUUGUUAGGGAUCUCCGAAGAAAGAUGAGGGAUAUCCAGCAAGCGCUCAGUGAUGCAACCAGGCAUAGGCGGUUACCAAAUAAUGUCCAUGGAAAAAUUAGAGUUAUGGAGUUGAUGUUAACAAAGAUCAAACAAGUACAUGAAAACUGUGUGUCUGUUAUUGAUAAGCUACUAGCAACCCUUCAUUCCACCGAGGACCAAGUUCAGACUCUCAAGCAACGGGCUGACUAUCUAGCGCAAGUAGCGGCUAAAGCUCUACCUAAAAGGCUUCACUGUCUUGCACUGCGUCUUACAAAUGAAUAUUAUUUGUCCAGCUCCUACAAUCAGAAUUUUCCAUAUGAAGAAAAGUUUGAAGAUCCGAAACUGCAACAUUACGCAUUAUUCUCGGAUAAUGUACUGGCAGCUGCUGUAGUUGUGAACUCAACUCUGGUAAAUGCUAAGAAACCAACAAACCAUGUCUUCCAUAUUGUGACAGAUAAAGUUAAUUAUGCUGCAAUGAGAAUGUGGUUCUUGAGAAAUCCCCUUGGCAAAGCUGCCGUUCAGGUUCAGAACAUUGAAGAGUUUACAUGGCUAAAUUCGAGCUACAGUCCAGUUUUGAAGCAACUGGAGUCCCAUUUCAUGAUCAAUUACUACUUCAAGACUGGUCAGGAUAAGCCUGACAAAAAUCCGAAGUUCCAGAACCCCAAGUACCUGUCCAUUCUCAACCAUCUGAGGUUUUAUCUUCCAGAGAUCUUCCCAAAGCUUAGCAAGGUCUUAUUUCUUGAUGAUGAUACUGUAGUCCAGCAGGACCUAAGUUCACUUUGGUCGAUAGAUCUCAGAGGCAAAGUUAAUGGUGCUGUACAAACCUGUGGGGAGACCUUCCAUAGGUUUGAUAGGUACCUCAACUUCUCAAAUCCACUAAUUGCUAAGAAGUUUGAUCAGCGUGCUUGUGGCUGGGCUUAUGGCAUGAACAUGUUUGAUUUGUCUGAGUGGAGGAAGCAGAAUAUUACUGAUGUCUACCACUACUGGCAGAAACUGAAUGCAAACAGGCAAUUAUGGAGGUUAGGAACACUUCCUGCUGGUCUUGUCACAUUCUGGAACCACACCUUCCCUCUUGAUCGUUCAUGGCAUCUCUUGGGUCUAGGGUACAAGCCAAAUGUCAACCAAAGGGAUAUGGAGGGGGCAGCUGUAAUACACUACAAUGGGAAUCUGAAACCUUGGCUUGAGAUUGGAUUGCCCAAAUACCGCAAAUACUGGUCGAAGUAUGCCAAUUUUGAUAAUGUUUUUCUACGGGAAUGCAACAUAAAUCCAUGAGCUGCUGCUGCUGCAGAAUCCCUUUGGUCUUUGGAAUUUGGAUAUGCUGCUGCUGCUGCUGCAGAUUCCCUUUGGUCUUUUGAUAUGCUACUGCUGCUUACAUCCUUUUUUAGCUUUGUAGAGUAGUUAUUUGAUGACCCCCCCCCCCCCCUCUCAUAUAUGGUUUUUUUUUUAUUAGCCGAUUUCUUCCCUGCUAACUCAUAGUGGGCCUUAGAAUAAAAUAUGCCAUAGCUGUUUUGUGCUGUAUGGUACACACACGAUGGUUUAUCCUUUUUUUAGGAGAGAAUUUUCGUGUACAACGCAGGGAAAACACACACGCACCCUUCCCUUGCUACUUUAACAUACGCACCACGCACAAAAUGUAAACGACCAGAAACUCGGCACAAGCUCAUGGCAACAGAGCGAUCUAAUCUUACUGAUGCCAAUGUUGCAA
Molecule: messenger RNA, 2232 nt
Organism: Phragmites australis (common reed)
Lineage: Eukaryota; Viridiplantae; Streptophyta; Magnoliopsida; Poales; Poaceae
Product: probable galacturonosyltransferase 4
Exons: 7
Coding region: 78-1799 (573 amino acids)
Molecular function (GO): polygalacturonate 4-alpha-galacturonosyltransferase activity
Source: RefSeq, a predicted model, not a curated record